This is a messenger RNA of Phymastichus coffea, 524 nucleotides long. It is a transcript of the gene ND-13A, whose product is annotated as NADH dehydrogenase [ubiquinone] iron-sulfur protein 6, mitochondrial. Gene Ontology annotation, biological process: mitochondrial electron transport, NADH to ubiquinone. The transcript has 3 exons. NCBI's taxonomy places the organism in Eukaryota, Metazoa, Arthropoda, Insecta, Hymenoptera, Eulophidae. The coding region runs from base 22 to 399 and encodes 125 amino acids. The record is from RefSeq and is a predicted model, not a curated record.
CGGUAAAAACAGUGAGCAAAUAUGGCGAACAUCGGUGUCGUUCGUUUACUCCAAAACACAAAUAAAUUAAAAUGUCAAUCGUUGCCCUCAUUAUUUAUGGUGUCCUCUAGAUAUUCCUCAUCAUGGGAACCUAAAGAUCAAGUAACGCACACUGGUCAGGUGUUUGAUCCUAACGAUUCCAGGCUUGCAAGGUUUGUUGAUAGACCAAAAUAUGUAAAUCCAAAUUGGGCUAUUAAUUUGAUUGAGGAAGUACCUCCUGCUUCUAAAAAAGCAAGAGUCGUUUCAUGUGAUGGAGGUGGUGGACCACUUGGACAUCCUAAAGUUUAUAUAAAUUUGGAUAAACCUGGUAACCAUGCAUGUGGAUAUUGUGGAUUGAGAUUCUACAAAGAUCAUCAUUAAAGAAACAUGUAAAAAGUCAGUAGUUCGAUUCAAAUAAUUACUGUAAAUUAUAAAGUAAAUAAUGGUUUAAUUUAAAUGUUAUAGAACAAAACCAAUCUUGUUAAUAAAGAAACUUCUUAUUUUAA